UGCAAACAACCGUAGAUUGCUCAUUUUUCGAACUGUUACAUUUCAACCUAAUGUUCUCUUCGACUCCUAAACGGUAGCUUGAAGCUUCUUGUUUCAUGGCCGGCACGUGCACCUCUAUUACGCGCCACGUCGUCAGAUCCACGACCGUCGAAUUAUCCAGAACCGGCAGCCGCAGCUGGACUUCUUUUUCGGCCAGGAUCUCUAUGAAGGGCAAUGGAGCGUCCGCGACGUUCGGGGAGCGUCAGUUCGCAGGCGCAGCAACAGCGACAGCUGAGGGGCCAUCUUGCAUAUAUGUUGGUCCUAUUGAGACCGCAAGUAAAGAAACCCUAGAAGCUCUCUAUCGUCAAGCACGGGAUGCGUAUUACAGUGGGGAACCUUUGAUAGUUGAUGACAUGUUUGAUAGAGUAGAGUUAAAAUUGCGGUGGUAUGGUUCAAAAUCUGUGGUCAAGUAUCCUCGUUGCAGUAUUAGGCGACAAUCCACAUAUGCAGAUGCUGAGGAAGAUAUAUCACAGGCUUUUGCACUAGCAAGCGUAUGGAUUAUCUUUCUUGCAUUUGGGAGUUCAGCAUUGGUUGGGCCUAUUAUCUACACUGUUUUUCUAGCUUAUCAAGAUGCAUUUGGCUCAGGAAUUUCCCAAGGCAGCCAAGCGUCCAUAAUACAGUUUCUUGAGAUGGUGAAUGGCAUUCUCUUCAUGCUAGUGGGAUCUCUGAUUGGCUAUCCAAUUACAUCGGCUUCUGUUAAGGUGCUCUUGGGGCUUUGGAGGAAUGAUUUGGUGUCUCUUAAGGGAGCAUGCCCAAAUUGUGGAGAGGAGGUGUUUGCCUUUGUGAAAUCAGAUCAGUCUAAUAGUUCUGCACACAGAGCAGACUGUCAUGUAUGUGAAAGCUUACUAGAAUUCCGCACUAAGGUCGAGAAUUUUACUCGACCGUCAACUUGUUCUAUUACUGAAGAGACCGGGAAAAUACAGUAGAAUAUGGGGAAAUUUUAGUGUGGUAUUUUGGAUGUUUACCUCACUCUGUUGUCAUUAUGCAGCAAACCGUUUCAACACUGGGAAGACGAUGGGUCUAUGGCCGAAUAUAUCUUAUAUCACGCAGACGUCGGAGAUUGAAGUAAGAUCCAGACUAAUAUAUACAAGCAGCUCUGUACCAUAGCAUGAUUCUUUCCAGAUUGUUUUCUCCUCUUACUUAAUUUUAGUUGGUAUGUUGAAGUAAUUCCUAUUCGUCAGAGAAAGAGAGUGAGAAUAAAAAACCGUUGGGAAUUGUACGUUGUAGAAAUACAAUUUCAGCUUAUCGCUUAUGAUCAAAUGAUCUAGAGCUCGUAUAGCGAAUUAUUUCAGAGGAAAUUUAAAGCAGGCAAAGACUAUCUUCAAAAGAUAUACUUGUUCGUUUCAUAAAUCGAGAACACUUCUGCCUUUUGUUAAUGGUA
This is a messenger RNA of Manihot esculenta (cassava), 1420 nucleotides long. RefSeq names its product PGR5-like protein 1B, chloroplastic. Gene Ontology annotation, molecular function: oxidoreductase activity, acting on iron-sulfur proteins as donors. The transcript has 7 exons. Gene Ontology annotation, biological process: photosynthetic electron transport in photosystem I. Bases 96 to 965 code for a protein of 289 amino acids. NCBI's taxonomy places the organism in Eukaryota, Viridiplantae, Streptophyta, Magnoliopsida, Malpighiales, Euphorbiaceae. The record is from RefSeq and is a predicted model, not a curated record. Gene Ontology annotation, cellular component: chloroplast thylakoid membrane.